Arxiozyma heterogenica is the source of this 1566-nucleotide messenger RNA. RefSeq names its product Bre2p (gene BRE2). Gene Ontology annotation, molecular function: protein binding; transcription cis-regulatory region binding. NCBI's taxonomy places the organism in Eukaryota, Fungi, Ascomycota, Saccharomycetes, Saccharomycetales, Saccharomycetaceae. Gene Ontology annotation, cellular component: Set1C/COMPASS complex. The record is from RefSeq and is a predicted model, not a curated record. The transcript has a single exon. The coding region runs from base 1 to 1566 and encodes 521 amino acids.
AUGAUACCAAAAAAUCCUUUAAAACCGGGGGUCAUCCCUUACCAGGAUGAUGAUUUUAGGAUAGAAAACAAUUCUGCAAGACCAAGACUACCUCAUUUCAUCUCAACCUCUGACAAUUUUUAUAAACCUGUGGAUAUCCCAAUCAAUAAGAGAAAUUUCAUAUAUUGUCCCUGUGCUCCAAAUCCACUUUUUCCUCAAUUAGGAUAUUGUACUACAGAGUAUCCCUUCGAAUCAUCAGGUUUUAAUUUGAUGGAUCGAUCUGCUGGGAUCUCUAUUAAGGAUAAAUUAAAUAAGACCGUUUCGGUUGGUCCCACUAUGGGUUGGCGGACCAGUAGAUCAGAUGUAUGUAUUAAGGAAGGUGCUGCUUAUUGGGAAGUAGAGGUAGUUAAAGGUGGUACUACAGUGCCUGUACCUUCUGAUAAUAACAUUUUGAAAAAAGACACCAUUGAUUGCAGUCCUCACUUGAGAUUUGGUGUCAGUAGAAGGGAAGCUAGCUUGGAAGGACCUGUAGGAUUUGACGUAUACGGCUAUGGCAUCCGUGACCAAGGUUUAGAAUCCUUCCAUGAGGGAAAGUUGCGGAAAGUUUUAAACUCGGAUCAGUACCAGUUGAAACAAGGUGAUGUUUUAAGUUUUAUAUUAUAUCUUCCUCAAUUAAACGUGCAAGUAAAUCAAGCUAAAGAAUAUACCAUUCAAAGAAUCAAUGCAUUGAAAAAUGCAUCCAAAUCAAUGAAAACACAUCGCACAUCGACUACAGAACAAUGGAAUAGCCAUAACAAUAGUGAGGAACCUGCUACCAAGAAAAGACAAAAAAUAAAUAAAAACACGGAUUUCCACUUAGCUCUAUUAGAAGAUAUUAAAUAUAAUGAUAUAAUAAGAGACCAUAUUGCUAUUAGAUAUAAGAAUCAAUUAUUUUUCGAAGCUACAGAUUAUAUUAAAACUACAAAACCAGAAUAUUAUUCAUCAGAUAAAAGAGAAAGACUGGAUUAUUACCGUUUGGAUGAAUCUUUCUUGGCUGUUUAUUGUAAUGGAAAAUAUCUAGGUAAAGCAUUUCAAGAUUUAGACCCAUUUUUACCACCAUUCAGUGAAUUACAGUAUAAUGAAAAAUUUUAUUCAGGAUAUUGGCGUAAUGGUGAAUAUAUAGAAGAAUAUAAUAACAAUUCAAAUCAAACAGAUUCAGAAGAUAUGUACCAACGAUCCUCGAAAAACAAAAAUUCAAAUUUGCAUGGCCAUAAAAAGGGACUGCUACUACGUAACAAAUAUGUCAAUAAUAAUAGAUUGGGAUAUUAUCCUACUGUAAGUUGUUUUAAUGGCGGAGAAGCUAAUAUAAUAACAGAACGAGAAAAGUUAAAAUAUUUUGAUGUUAUUACACCUCCAGAACCUUUAGAUAUUAAAGAUAUCAAGACUCUAAAUACACUUUUUAUGGAACAAGUAGCUGAUGAUAUUGUAUGGGAUAUUAUUGAUGAAGUUGAAGAGGAAAUAAAUAGCAAGAAAACUUUUAGCAUUUAUGAUUUCAAACAAAAUGGUAGCGUGAAGAAUGAGAAUGAUAGUGAUCUUCAUAAUGUUUAA